Messenger RNA from Brassica rapa (field mustard), 1801 nucleotides. Its product is annotated as glucan endo-1,3-beta-glucosidase-like. Gene Ontology annotation, molecular function: hydrolase activity, hydrolyzing O-glycosyl compounds. Gene Ontology annotation, biological process: carbohydrate metabolic process. The record is from RefSeq and is a predicted model, not a curated record. Lineage: Eukaryota; Viridiplantae; Streptophyta; Magnoliopsida; Brassicales; Brassicaceae.
UGGUUUUAUCCACCGUUUUUAGUUAGAUUUGUCAUUCUCAAAUAUAUUUUUUUCUAAACAAUUAGAUUCGUGAGCACUACACGUCAAUUGAAGUAAAUCCGAGAGCCUCUCAUUUUCAAAUUAUUUAUUUCGAACCAAAAUACACUCAGCAAUCCUUGUUUUCAAGCAAGUUGAAGUAAGCUGAGAACCUCUAGCUACUUGAAAGGUCCAUAUUAAUAUAUACUUUUAUUUCACACAUCCAUAUAAUCCGAUCAGAAAGCAUGGCAAAUUUCUCCAGUUUUCACAUUCUCUUCUUCAUGUUCAUCACAAGCGGAGUUGCUGCUUUCGCCACCGAAGACAGUUGUCCAUCCACCGUCUGGCAAGGAACUCUCACAAGAAAAGACGAUAACAACCUUGGCGCCGGGGGAUUUCAGUUGAAUCCAGGCGCUUCCGCUCAACUCACCGCUUCUUCCGAAUGGUCAGGCCACGUCUGGGCUCGUACGGGCUGUGAAUUUGACUCCUCGGGACAAGGUAGCUGCGUCAUCGGAGACUGCGGCGUGGAUUUUACAUGUGCUGGCAGCGGCGGAGAUAGUUCAGUUACAAUGGCAGAAUUCAUUCAUGGUGAAAAGGAUUACUUCGACGUCGUUGACGGUACCAAUGUCAAGUUGGGAGUAAAACCCCAAGGAGAUAAUAACUAUUUGAUCACUUUCUGCCCAGCCACCACAGCUGAACCAAUCGGAGUAUGCUUCGGGCAGUUUGGAAGUAACCUACCAAAGCCAUCGGAUGUUGUGGCUAUGUACAAGCAGUACAACAUCCGGCGAAUGCGGAUGUACGGUCCCAACCCUGAAGCUCUCGACGCUCUCCGGGGCUCCAACAUCGAGUUAAUCCUUGACGUUCCCAAUGGCUACUUGAAACGUCUCGCAGAUAGCCAAACGGAGGCCAACACAUGGGUCCGAGACAACGUCCAGAAGUACAACGAUGUCAGAUUCAAGUACAUCUCGGUCGGAAACGAGGUGAUGCCCAGGGGCCCAGGUGGGGCUGGGACGGUUCUCAUCCAGGCUAUGCAAAAGAUUGAUAAGGCGCUUUCCGAAGCAGGCCUCAGUAUCCCGGUCUCCACGACUACAAACAUGGGAGCCUUCACGGACACGUAUCCUCCCUCGCGCGGAAGAUUCAGUGAUGAGUAUAGGAACUUUCUCCAACCGGUGAUAGGUUUCUUGGUGAGCAAGCGAUCUCCUCUGCUGGUGAAUAUCUACACUUACUUCGGCUUCAAGAACGGCAACUUCUCUCUAGACUUCGCUCUGUUCAUACCGAGCAAUGAUGAGUUCAAAGACCCCAACAACCAGCACUAUUACCAAAACCUCUUCGACGCCAAUCUCGACUCAGUUUAUGCGGCACUGGAUAAAUCGGGCGGUGGAUCAUUGGAAGUCGUGGUGUCGGAGAGCGGUUGGCCCACGCAGGGAGGGCCCGGGGCGAGUGCGGAAAAUGCAAGGAUUUAUAUUUACAAUUUGAUACAACAUGUGAAGAAUGGAUCUCCGAGAAGGCCAUGGAAAGCUAUAGAGACUUACAUAUUCGCCAUGUUCGAUGAGAAUGAGAGGCUGGAUGGUUCUGGGAUGAGCUACUUUGGGCUGUUUCUUCCUACUACUAAACAGCUUAAAUAUGGUGUUAAUUUCAACUAAUCUCCUUGAAGAAGCAAGGGCUAGUAAAACAAUGAUGCGGCAAACGGUAUUUGUUUUAUGUAAGAAUGUGUGAACUUGUUGUAAUAAUCAACACAAUAAUAACAUAAGGUUCUCUUCAGGGAUUGACACAUCAGAUUUUUAGAUAA